UCCACAUACAAAAGGAAGAAGCAUUUGUUGGCAGAAGCCAAGGCUGAGCACAGGGGGGAACUCGCUGCAGGAGCACACCCUCACACUGCUCAAAGGAUUUAUUACCUAGCACAACUUAGAGGCAGCACUCAAAUAUCAGGAGUGCUCCGAACACUGCUUUGCAGGAGCUGAGAGGAGAGUGCGGAGGACUGAGAACAGUGAUAGUUCUCAAAUACUGAGACACCUGGAAUUUUCAAGAUGUGGAAGAAGUCAAAAGUUACAGAUCAGACUGCCACAGGGCAGGGCGGAGCAGAGGGUCAGCCUCCAAAGAAGAAAGGUAUCAAAAGGAGAUCAAAGGUCCCUGGAGUGAUGAUCACACAGUAUAUUGAGGAGCUGCCAGAGGGAAAAAGUACUCCUGACUUCACUCGCAAACCCAUCGCUUUAACCAUUCAAGAAGGAAAAUUAGCCAUCUUUAAAGCCAUUGUGAUUGGAGACCCCAAGCCCACUGUAACAUGGAAAAGAGCCAAAGGAGAAAUGAACGAUCCACAAAAGUUCCAGAACAAAUAUGACCCUACAAGUAAUGAACACACUUUAGAGAUACCUAAAGUAAGUGGUGAUGAAGCUGACACAUACAAAUGCUACGCCAUUAAUGAGUAUGGAAAGGCUGUUUGCACAGUCGUCCUCAAUGUCAUUGAAGUUGGAUUCAAAAAGAGCAAAGAAAUGAAAAAGGCAGAAGAGUUUCCAGUAGGGGAUCCAACAGAGUUCAGAAAGAUGCUAAGGAAAAGUGCUGGAAAAAAGGAUCAGGACAAAAAGGAAGGAGAAAUCGAUGAGGCAGUGUGGGACCUAUUAUUGUCAGCUGAUAAGAAAGACUAUGAACGUAUUUGUGCUGAGUACGGCAUCACUGAUUUCCGUGGCAUGCUGAAAAAACUGAGCGAGUUGAAGAGAGAGCGAGAGGAAGAGCAGGCACAGUUCAUUCAGUACCUUACUAACCUGAAACCCAUUGAGGUGAAAUCAGAAGAUGCAGCUUCAUUUGAACUGGACCUGGAACUUAAAGAUCCCAGCAGUCGCAUUUUCCUCUACAAGGAUGGUGUUAUGAUUCCAUACAGCAAAGAUGGAGACACUGAGAUGAAGCAUUACCUGAAGCAAGUUGGCAAAAAGUAUGUGUUCACAGUGAAAAAUCUCAGUCCUGACGAUGCUGGCAUUUAUCAAGUGGACAUUGAAGGAGUCAAUAUCUUCUCAACAGAUUUCAAGGUACCUCCUGUGGAUUUUGUUGUGAAGAUUCAGGAGGUGAAGGCCGAAGAAAGACAAGAUGCGAUCUUUGAGUGUGUGACUUCCCUUCCCAUGAACCAGAUUGUAUGGUCAUUAAAAAAUUCCCCAGUUUCCAACAGUGAUAAAUAUGAGAUUACUGUUUCUGAGGAUAAGCUGGUUCACCGACUGAAAAUCAUUGAUUGUAUGCCUGUGGAUGCUGGGAUCUACACUGCUUUGGCUGGCAUCAAGUCUUGCAGUGCUUGGCUUGUGGUAGAAGCUGACAAAGAAGGUGCAAAAGGCAAAAAGAUAGCCCGCAAGACCACGCAGGCAGGAGGCAGUGGAGUUGACCUGGCCAAAAUUGCUGCUGAACAGCAAGAGAAGAACAAGAAGGAGAUGGCGGAGGCGCUGGAGGCUGCCAAGAAAGCCCAAGCCGAGAAGGAGGCGGCUGCUGCCAAAGCUAGAGCUGAAGCUGAAGCCGCCCUGGCGGCAGCACAGGCCGCUGCUGCAGCUCAGGCAGCGGCCGCUGCUAAAGCUGCUGAGACUGCGCUUGCUGCAGCUAAGGCUAAAGGCAUGUCGGAGAAAGAUGCAGCUGCAGCUGCGGCAGCUGCAGCUGCAGCUGCAGCAGCAGAAGCCCACGCCAAGGCUGAGGCGGAGGCUAGGAAGCUGGCUGAAGCCAAGGCCAGGGAAGCAGGCCUGAGCCCAGAAGAGACUGCUGCAGCUGGAGCAGCAGCUGUUGCUGCACUGGCCAAAAAUGCAGCUGCAGUUGCAGCAGGACAGCUUGGUGCAGGUGCUGCAGGACUAGCAGGAGCUGCUGGUCUUGCAGGAGUAGCAGGAGCUGCUGGUCUUGCAGGACUAGCAGGAGCUGCUGGUCUUGCAGGAGUAGCAGGAGCUGUUGGUCUUGCUGGGGUAGCCGGAGCUGCUGGUCUUGCCGGGGUAGCCGGAGCUGCUGGUCUUGCUGGGGUAGCUGGAGCUGCUGGUCUUGCCGGUGUAGCAGGAGCUGCUGGUCUUGCCGGGGUAGCAGGGGCUGCUGGUCUUGCAGGAGUAGCAGGGGCUGCUGGUCUUGCAGGAGUAGCAGGGGCUGCUGGUCUUGCAGGAGGUGUAGGAGGUGCUGGUGUUGCAGGAGGAGUAGGAGGUGUUGGUAUUGCAGGAGGAGCUUUAGGUGCUGGUCUUGCAGGAGGAGCUGGAGCUGCUGGUCUUGCAGGAGGUGCUGGUGGUGCAGGAGGGGCAGGAGGUGCUGGUGGUGCUGGAGGAGUAGGAGAAGCAGGAGCUGAUGGCUUGUUGGGGGAAGGUGCCGAUGCUGGGGGUGCAGCUGGAGCUAAAGCUAGGAGGCAUGCAAAAGCAGGAUCUUUGGUGCCAGAUACUGUGAAAGGUGGAGGUAACCCACAUGGGAACCCACAUGGUAACCCCCAUGGGAACCCACAUGGUAAUCCAGGAGGUACGCCAGGAGGCAACCCACAUGGUAACCCAGGCAGUAACCCACACGGUAACCCAGGAGACAAUCCACAUGGCAAACCAGGAGGCAAUCCACACGGCAACCCAGCAGGCAACCCACACAGCAACCCGGGAGGCAAUCCACACGGUAACCCAGGAGGCAACCCACAUGGUAACCCAGGAGGCAACCCACAUGGCAACCCGGGAGGCAAUCCACACGGUAACCCAGGAGGCAAUCCACACGGUAACCCAGGAGGCAAUCCACAUGGUAACCCAGGAGGCAACCCACAUGGCAACCCGGGAGGCAAUCCACACAGCAACCCAGGAGGUAAUCCACACGGCAACCCGGGAGGAAAUCCACAUGGCAAACCAGGAGGCAACCCACACGGUAACCCAGGAGACAAUCCAGGAGAUAAUCCAGAUGGUAAUCCAGGAGGUAACCCAGGUGAUAACUUGCAAGAGAAGCCUUCUGAUGCCAAGCCCGAAGGCAGUGAGGGGGCUACCCCUGUGUCUGAGGGAACUGAGGGCACAUUGGUUGAGUCAGCUGGAGCUGGCAAGCAUUCAGGCCGCACAAGACAAGCCCCCGUACUUCCAGAGACAGUCAUUGAUCCUGGUGUACACUUUUCUGCUGGCCUGGAAGAUUGCAAGGCUAUUGUGGGAGAGGCAGCUGAGUUGGUCUGCAAACUUAGCAGUGCAGACUGUAAGGGGGUCUGGUACAGAGACGGAAAAGAGAUCACAGGUUCCACUGAGGGUAUGACCAUCAGCAAAGAUGGUGCUACUCAUAAACUUAAAAUCCACAAAGUGACAGAGGAAUUUGCUGGAAAAUACAAAUUUGAAGCUGAUGGGCGUAAAACCGAAGCUGUGAUCGCUGUUGAAGAUCCACCAAGAUUUAAUCCAAAGGAAAUUGAGGCAUUUGCCGCACCAACAGUGAUCAAAAAUAAUCAAAGAGCUUCUUUCAAAAUCUCAUAUAUCGGCUGUGAGCCUACGAAAGUACAGUGGUACAAAGAAGGUGAAGAACUUACACCAGAUGCAAACUGCAAGAUUGUAACUGAUGAAGGCCACAGCUGUCUACGUCUAAACAAACUACAACGCAAAGACUCAGGGGAAAUUAAGGUCAAAAUUAAGAAUGAGUUUGGCACUGUUGAAGCCAUUACUAAUCUAGUUGUGCUGGAUAAACCUACCCCACCCCUUGGACCUCUGGAAAUAGUUGAAGCCUCUUCAAACUGCAUUGAGAUCAAAUGGCGUCCACCAAAAGAUGAUGGUGGAUGUCCAAUUGCUCAUUACAUCCUUGAACGCAAUCAAGUUGGACGCAAUACUUGGAAGAAGCUUGGACUUAUUCCCGGUGAGGCUCAUUACAAAGACAGUGAUGUGGAUCACGGUAAAAGGUACUGCUACCGCAUCAGAGCUGAGACCCCGGAGGGCAUUAGCGAUAUGUAUGAGACAGAAGAUGUCCAAGCUGGCACUAGAGCAUAUCCGGGCCCACCCUCUGCUCCUAAAGUGAUUAGCGCUUUCAAGGACUGCAUCACGCUGUCAUGGGUCCCUCCCACCAGCACUGGGGGUACAAACCUUCUGGGCUACAACCUAGAGAAGCGCAAGAAGGGUAGCAACUUAUGGGGACUUGUUAAUCCACCAGAGGAACCUAUCAGAACCAAGAAAUAUGAGUGCAGAGAUGUUGUUGAAGGCAUGGAGUAUGAAUUCCGUGUGUCUGCUAUCAACAUAUCUGGAGCUGGUGAACCAAGUACACCAUCAGAGUUUGUGUUUGCCAGAGAUCCAAAAAAACCUCCUGGUAAAGUCAUUGACCUGAAAGUGACAGAUUCCACAUACACCACUUUAUCCCUUUCUUGGACUAAACCAAAAGAAGAAGAGGGAGUACAGGAUGAAGCCAAGGGAUAUUUUGUUGAAAUCAGACCUGCAGAAAGCACAGAAUGGGAUCGCUGCAAUAAUAAUGCCAUUAUUAUGACCUUCUACACUGUGAAGGGAAUGAAGUCUAUGGCAAUGUACUGGGUGAGAGUGCUGGCUUUUAAUGAAGGUGGGGACGGAGAACCUCAGGAGCUGAAUAACUACGUUCUGGCUAUGCCUCCCCCUGUGAGACCAAGAUUUACAGAUUCCAAGAUGAAGAGCUUCAUGGUAGUCAGAGCUGGAAAUUCAACACGAUUCAACGUUAACUUUGUGGCUUCUCCCUGGCCUGAGGUCAUUUGGCUUAAGGACGGAGUUCCUGUCUCCAAACGUGUCACCAUUAGCAAUGCUGAAGGAGGCUCUCAAAUCCUGAUCCCAUCUGCAGACCGAUCUGACAGUGGAAUCUACACCAUCAUAGUCAAGAAUGUUGUGGGCCAGGAGACCUUUAGUACUGAGAUCAGAGUCACAGACGAGCCCAAGCCUCCAGGCCCUUUGGAAUUGGAUGAGAAUGUACCACGCACUGUGACAGUUUCCUGGACGGCUUCACCGGAUGAGAAACGAGACGACCGUCUCCACUACAUGGUGAUGAAGAGGGACUCCAGCAAGAGGACCUGGCACACGGUGGCCGACCACAUCUUUAACAAUAAGUUCACAGUCUGUAAUAUCAUGCCAGGCAGAGAGUACCAGUUUCGUGUUUACGCCAAAAAUGACAUGGGACAGUCUGCCCCCUCAGAGUCGCCGAAGUGGCUCAUACAUGAGAAGAAAGAGAAAUUCACGCUGGUCUUACCUGAAUCUAAAACCUGCAACCUCGAGAGGCCUCCUAAGUUCCUGGUCCCCUUGAAGCUACACACAGCUCCUGACGGCUAUGAGUGCUACAUGAGCUGUGCUGUAAGGGGCGAACCCACACCCCACGUCACCUGGUACCGCAACAACGUCAGCCUCAACACCAACACCAACUACCACAUCACCAACACAUGUGGUGUCUGUUCCAUGCUCAUCCUGAGGGUGGGGCCCAAGGACACGGGAGAGUACAAAGUCGUAGCUGAGAAUCAAUUAGGAAGAGCAGAGUGCUCCACCAAACUCACGGUCAGAGAAUAAAAGCCAUGCCUGGACAAAGACAAGAUGGAUUACCUCUAACAACUCAUUCAUUCAGCUGAUUUCAAGUUCUCUGUAGAAGUAACCUUUUGUGUACAUUUUAUAAACAAAGAUUUCAUCAUGUUAUAUGAUAUUUAACAUUUGUUGUGUUACAAAUAUCAUAUUUCACAGUAUAUUAUGGGGAUUGUUUAAUUAGAGAACAUCAAUAUAACACAGACAUUUCAUCUAUACGACAUUUGCUUUUUGUUUUUCCUUUGAUUCUCCUAAAUUUCUCUUUUUAUUAUUAAUCCUUUUUCUGAAGAAUUUGUUUUAUUGGGCAGUGUGUUUGUCUCUUGAUGAUUUGCAUCGCAAAGGACUUACUUAAUUACAUCAAUCAAAAGUUACACAAAAAAAGAUUUUUUUGAUCUCCUAACUAGCUGUUUUUGCCUUUUCCUUCGAUUUUAAAUAAUUAUGCACUAAUUCAUUAAUGCUUGCUUAUACAGAAAAGAAGAAGAAUAAUAAAAAUAAAGAAAGCAACAUGGAGAGGAUUUGACUUGGAAUAGCAGAUAUUCCUGUGUUAUAUCAUGAUAAGAAAACUGGUGUAAAUAAAGUGCUGGACUUGA
This is a messenger RNA of Colossoma macropomum (tambaqui), 6251 nucleotides long. RefSeq names its product immunoglobulin-like and fibronectin type III domain-containing protein 1. Gene Ontology annotation, molecular function: protein binding. Lineage: Eukaryota; Metazoa; Chordata; Actinopteri; Characiformes; Serrasalmidae. The coding region runs from base 238 to 5652 and encodes 1804 amino acids. The record is from RefSeq and is a predicted model, not a curated record. The transcript has 27 exons.